Messenger RNA from Brassica napus (rape), 893 nucleotides. RefSeq lists its product as uncharacterized. The transcript has 2 exons. Lineage: Eukaryota; Viridiplantae; Streptophyta; Magnoliopsida; Brassicales; Brassicaceae. The record is from RefSeq and is a predicted model, not a curated record. The coding region runs from base 321 to 860 and encodes 179 amino acids.
UUCCUUGUAUUAUUAGUAUAUCAAACAAAUUACAAACAAAUUGCAAUAUAAAUCUUGGCCCAACAUAAGCCCAUUAGAUCCAUGUUAGUGGUAACCAUUAAUGUACCAUUAUCUGAAUAUUUAUGAAUGAGAUUGACUAAGCUGUUUAUGAUCGUUGACCGUGGAGUAGUUAGACUGAACAGUAGACAACCCCGCAGGAGAUGUUAACAUGUGUCAUUCCGAUUAAGAAAGAGAUUUGUGUAUUGCUUGAUUUGUUGAUUACUCCUAAUCCUAAUUAACAGCAACGAUUCGAGUCGAGACAAAAAAAUCAUUUUCAAAGAAUGCAAAUGGGAGAUGAGAAUCCACGGAUCAUGUACGGUGUGAUCAUCACCGUCUACGUUGAUCGUCAAACGACGACGCCCGUCCGAUCGUUUCGAGCUAGACGGAGAAAUGAAUGUACGUGGAAUCGUGAGAUUGGAAGGACGCGUGGAUAUGAUCGUAGAGCGAAUCUGCUAGCGUAUAUUCGAGAGAAGAGAGCUGAAAGUCUAGCCGGAGAUUUGAAAGGUGACGACGACGUCGUAGAGAGUAACAGCAAACCCGAGCGGAAGAAGAAGAAACGAAGGUGGCUAAGAAAAAUGAUGAGUAAGAUCCGGUUACCGUUUCUCCGGCCUUUUCGUCGAAAAAAUAGGACGUGGAAGUACCGACAAUUUGCACCAGACGAAGAAGAAGAGGGAGAAGCAAAGGCUAAACCUUACCGUUCAGAUCUUUGGGUACUACUUCGACUUCAUAUUCCAGUUAUCUUUUCUUUACAGAACUUGUUUUAUUUGAAACUAUUCUUAAUCAAUCUUCUUCUAUGUUUUCUGAAUAAAGAAAAAGCUUAAACAUGUAGUCGGAGGAUUAUCACGCGGCUGCAU